Messenger RNA from Melanaphis sacchari, 894 nucleotides. Its product is annotated as ras-related protein Rab-14-like. NCBI's taxonomy places the organism in Eukaryota, Metazoa, Arthropoda, Insecta, Hemiptera, Aphididae. The coding region runs from base 219 to 851 and encodes 210 amino acids. The record is from RefSeq and is a predicted model, not a curated record. Gene Ontology annotation, cellular component: Golgi apparatus. Gene Ontology annotation, molecular function: GTPase activity; GTP binding. The transcript is spliced from 8 exons.
GCGCACGUUCGUUUGUGUGUGUGUGUGUGUGUGUAUGUCUGUGUGUUUUUGUUUGUUGUCGUUCGCGCGCCCGCGCGCAUCGUACAAAGCAUAAUAAUAUUUUUUAACAUAACUAACACAGUGAGACUUAUUGUCUCACGCAGAACGACCGCGUACGUGUUUCUUCCGAUAUCGGCGUCCAAAAACGAACGAAUUCAAAAAGCAUCCCUGCAUCUAAGAUGUCUUCUUCACAGUAUUCAUACAUAUUCAAGUACAUCAUAGUCGGAGAUAUGGGUGUCGGUAAAUCGUGUUUACUGCACCAAUUCACCGAACAAAAGUUCACUGCCGAUUGCCCGCACACAAUUGGCGUAGAAUUCGGAACAAGAAUCAUUGAAGUGUCUGGAAAAAAAAUUAAACUUCAGAUUUGGGACACGGCAGGACAAGAACGUUUCCGAGCAGUGACGAGAUCGUACUAUCGCGGAGCAGCUGGUGCAUUGAUGGUAUAUGACAUAACCAGACGUUCUUCUUAUAAUCAUUUGAGUAGUUGGUUAUCUGAUACUCGCAAUCUUACAAAUCCAGGAACUGUGAUUUAUUUGAUUGGGAACAAGUUGGAUAUGGAAAGUAAUCGAGAUGUGUCCUAUGAAGAAGCCAAACAAUUUGCUGAUGAAAAUGGAUUAAUGUUUUUGGAAGCAAGUGCCAAAACCGGAGAGUAUGUUGAAGAUGCUUUCCUUAAAACUGCUCAGAUAAUUUAUGAAUGCAUUCAAGAUGGAAGACUUGAUUUGAAUGCUGCUGAUUCUGGAGUACAACAGAAAAUCCUUCAAUGUGAAGCCAAUACAAAUGUGGAAAAAGAUAAAUCUUGUAUGCAAUGUUAAGUAAAAUAUUGUUGGAUGGAAUCUUUUAUUUCUAUAUUAUUUU